AUACUUGCUAAUCCAAAAUUGCGACGGCAUCUUGGCUAUGAUACACUUCUCCUGCUAGGAAUAUUAAUGAAUUACAGAAAAUAUGACACAUCCAAUGUAUAUUUGCUAAAGCUGUCUGCGCUUGAUGAUGAAGUAGCUCUUCGUGGUAUGGGAGCAAUCCUGUAUAAUAUGUUGUCCAAUAGAUGCAGCGAUUUCGAAAAUUCUGUCGUUGAAAAUUCCGGAGGAAUGCUUUCACAAAUAACUGGUCUGAUUGGUAGUCUAUUCGUAAGCGAAGAUUCCGAUAUUGACUACAGUUUAAGAACAAAUGAAGGAUUAAUAUUAGCCUUGUAUCAAGUCAUUCAUCAAAACCGAAAUUUCAUGACUGUCCUGUGCCAUAGUCACGAUAAAUCGUCCAAUGAAGAAGUUCCCAAAUACUCUACUCCUUUAGUAGUACCACAGCUUGGAUCUUUAGAUUUAAUGACUGAGUUUAUUGCAAGUCAUCUGGUAAAAAAGUUACCCACGGAUCUUUACGGAUUCGCAGUAGGUAUAAUCCGUCGUUUGAUCAGUUAUCAAAAGAAGCACAGGAUACGUUUGAAUUACGAUUGGCAGCCUCUUUGGACCGCUCUCAUCUACUUAAUAAAAUUUCUACUUAGCAAUGAAGCAACUUUAAUCGCUAAAGCUGACAUCUUUGCAACUAUAUUAGAGGCAUUAACCAUAUUCAACUUGUUCAUCACAUAUGGUGAUACAUUCUUACCUAAUCCAAAGGAAUAUGAUGAGCUUUAUUAUGAAAUUAUUAGAAUGCAUCAAGUGUUUGAUAACGUUCAUUCUAUGUCUUUACGUCAUACAAAUGAAAAUGGUAUUUGGAAAGAAUCAUCUACAAAAGUAACUCGCGCUCUUGUCAAUAUUAGGUCAAUCAUCAGCCACUUUACAUUGAAAAUCGACUAUUUCUCUGCCUCACAUGAUGGUCAAAGUCUCACUUCAGAACAGGUACUAUCUGUAGUUCGAAACAAUUAUGACAGUCUUACCUUAAAACUACAAGAUUCUUUGGACCAGUUUGAAAGAUAUGCGGAAAAGCCAAAACAUACAUCAUUUUUCACUCAACUAGUUCGAUCAAUCACUUCAGCUGUCCGUAGAACAAUUCCAUUAGCAAAUCUUGACUAUCAGCUGCUAUUAGAAGAAUAUUCCAGCUUGGAAACGGAUCGUUAG
Molecule: messenger RNA, 1185 nt
Organism: Trichoplax adhaerens
Lineage: Eukaryota; Metazoa; Placozoa; Uniplacotomia; Trichoplacea; Trichoplacidae
Exons: 15
Biological process (GO): regulation of Golgi organization
Cellular component (GO): cytosol
Source: RefSeq, a predicted model, not a curated record